Aedes albopictus (Asian tiger mosquito) is the source of this 771-nucleotide messenger RNA. RefSeq lists its product as uncharacterized. The record is from RefSeq and is a predicted model, not a curated record. The coding region runs from base 1 to 771 and encodes 256 amino acids. The transcript has 2 exons. NCBI's taxonomy places the organism in Eukaryota, Metazoa, Arthropoda, Insecta, Diptera, Culicidae.
AUGGCUUCCGAUGCAGAGUCCACCCACGACCAAACCAUCAUUUACCUGACGGUGACUCCGUGCGACAUCUGUUGCCCGUCUACGCGCGACGAAGUGAUGUUCGGCUGUGACGGAUGCGCGGAAUGGUUCCACAUCCGUUGCGAGAAGGCCCCGGGGUACCAGCAGAAGCAGAAGGACGUCAAGAAGCAGGCUCGCGCCCGGAAAAGCGGCAACGAGUCUGACAAAUCCAGCGUCAGCUCUCGUCUAGCUUCGUCUAGCGUGGAAACGAAGGGGCUAGCGCUAGAGGAGAAACAGAAACGACAGUACGAGGAGAUGGAGGCGGAGCGGCUGCUGCAGAAAAAAGAAAGGGAGAUGCAGCGUGCGUUCGAGCAGCGAAAAAUGGAAUUGGAGCUGCAGAUGCGCGCUGAGGAACAAGAAGAACAAAGGGCAUGGCAAGCAGAGAUGCUCCAAAAGAAAAAGGAGCAGAUUCAGCGGCUGAAGGCGAACCGGGAGUCGUCGUUCGAGAUGCAAAUGGCGGCGAUGGAUGAGGAGUUAGCGGAACUUUCGGGUCAAAAGUCGAAGCCGGCGCCGAAAGUAGUCAAGGACGUUUCGCGAGCGGGUCCUUCCGGCAAAAUAAACAAAAACGUGUUGAAGCUGAGAAAAGCGAACGUGAAGAAGCUAACGCGAGACUACGAGAGCACCGACGGAGGAGACGAAGACGACGAAAACUCCGAUGAUUCCGAUCUGUCAACCCAGAGUUCGGAUUCUUCCAUGGAAGCCAGGGUGAGAUAA